Hyaloperonospora brassicae is the source of this 1008-nucleotide messenger RNA. The record is from the annotation of a GenBank genome assembly. NCBI's taxonomy places the organism in Eukaryota, Oomycota, Peronosporomycetes, Peronosporales, Peronosporaceae.
AUGGCUGCCCAAGUGGACCACUCGAACCCCAUUACGCUCUCGCGCUUCAUCUUGGGCGAGAAGGAAAUCCAGGGAAACGCCGACCUCAGUGUCCUCUUCACGUCCAUUGAACUCGCCUGCAAAGUCAUUGCCAGCGCUGUGCGACGCGCGGGUCUCACGGGUCUCUACGGACUCGACGGCUCGGAAAACGCCACGGGGGACCAAGUGAAGAAACUGGACGUCCUGUCCAAUGACAUUUUCAUCAACUCGCUCAAGUUCUCGACCAAAAUCGAAGUGAUGGUCUCGGAGGAAGAAGAGGAGCCGAUUUACGUGGAACACGCGACCGAAGGCACGAAAUACUGCAUUGCGUUUGACCCACUGGACGGGUCGUCGAACAUUGACUGCAACGUGUCCACGGGCACGAUCUUUGCCAUCUACCAGCGCGACGCUUCGUCCGAGGGAGGGUACAAGGAUAUCCUGCAGCCCGGCAGCAAACUAGUGUCUGCUGGAUACUGCAUGUACGGUAGCUCGACGCAGUUGGUGCUGACGUGGGGCAAGGGCGUGCACUGCUUUACGCUGGACCCCACGAUUGGCGCCUUUAUGCUCUCGCAGACCAACAUUCGAAUCCCAGACGAGCCCAAGACGAUCUACUCGUGCAACGAAGGCAACUAUGCCCACUGGGACCGCGCCACCAAGGCAUUCGUCGACGAGUGCAAGACCAAGGCCACUCCUUAUGCAGCCCGUUACGUCGGUAGUAUGGUGUCCGACAUCCACCGCACCAUCCUGUAUGGAGGCAUUUAUCUUUACCCGGGAAGUGAAAAGAGCAAAGACGGUAAGCUGCGUCUUCUGUACGAGUGCAACCCCAUGUCUUUCAUCAUGGAGCAGGCUGGAGGUAUGUCGACCACCGGCACGGAGCGGAUUCUUGAAUUAAGCCCCUCGCACAUCCACCAACGCUCGCCAAUCUUUUUGGGCUGCAAGCGAGACGUUCAGCGGGUCAUCAACUUGUACAAGGAGUACAGCGAGGCUUGA